Molecule: messenger RNA, 246 nt
Organism: Cercopithifilaria johnstoni
Lineage: Eukaryota; Metazoa; Nematoda; Chromadorea; Rhabditida; Onchocercidae
Source: the annotation of a GenBank genome assembly
AUGGAUCAAAAUCAUUUCGAUAAAUAUUAUCAUGGUUUUUUGACGAAACGUGAUAUUAAACCACUACUAAAAAAGGAUGGUGAUUUCCUGAUACGGAAAAUUGAUUGGAAAGGUGCAAUAACCUUAUCACUUGAUGUAUACGCAAAUAAAGAAUUAAAGCAUUUUAUAAUUAAUCAAAAUGCAAAUGGUGAAAUUUAUAUUGAUAAAGUUAAGGUCAAUAUUUUUUAUCAAUUACAAUUGAACUGA